GACUGCCUCCCAAACCACACUAAUCUCAUGGUGGUGAGAUUUUCCUCUCAAAACUGCAAAUUCUCCACCAGUCCUAUGUAUCACCUUUCGUAUCCUGAAUAGAGAUAAAGCUAUUGACCUAAACUCACGCACCACAAAAUUUUUCUUGCACAUUUUUAUCAAGAGGUUGAAAAUGGUCAUAAGAACAUCAUUUCCUCUGUCACAUGUAUCUUUCUACUCUUCAAAUCUUGUAGUUCUUGUUUGCAUUACCUUCUUUUGCAUCUACUUUGUGAAAAAAUAUCAAAAUGGUAAGGGUCUCUAAUCUGCUUGCAUUUGGUAGUUAUGAGCUUGGGAGGAUCUGCGACAGAAGAAGAUGGAGACCUAAUAGCUAAAUUAUUUGGAUCAGUUGGCAAGUUGUGGAGAGCCGAUGAGAAAUUGUUUGAUGCAAUCACUGGUCUGAGUGGUAGUGGCCCAGCAUUUAUAUACUUAGCUAUAGAAGCUUUGGCUGAUGGAGGAGUGGCUGCAGGUCUACCACGAGCACUUGCACUGGGUCUAGCUUCUCAAACUGUAUUAGGAGCAGCAUCGAUGGUCACCAAAACUGGGGAGCAUCCAGGUAAGCUUAAAGAUGAUGUUGCAUCACCUGGUGGGACUACAAUUGCUGGUAUUCAUGAGUUGGAGAAAGGCGGAUUCCGUGGAACUUUGAUGAAUGCGGUUAUUGCUGCUGCUAAGCGCAGCCGAGAACUUUCCCAAAGCUAGUCAUAUCAAUUUAUUCUUUGUCUAUUCUGGUAAUGCUGUUAGGACAAUGGAAUCUGCCUGUCUAUUUUAUUUAUUUGCUUUAACUUUGAAUAGGUGAGCUCCUGGCCCUUCUUUUCGUGGCUUAUGGCUGUAUACAAUUUUCAGCUUAUUAACUGU
Molecule: messenger RNA, 891 nt
Organism: Corylus avellana
Lineage: Eukaryota; Viridiplantae; Streptophyta; Magnoliopsida; Fagales; Betulaceae
Source: RefSeq, a predicted model, not a curated record